Molecule: messenger RNA, 2768 nt
Organism: Cryptotermes secundus
Lineage: Eukaryota; Metazoa; Arthropoda; Insecta; Blattodea; Kalotermitidae
Exons: 2
Coding region: 411-1400 (329 amino acids)
Source: RefSeq, a predicted model, not a curated record
UCUGCGGAAAACAGUCUCAGUCGCUUUUCAGCCUUUGUCGAUACUUUAUGGUUGCCUCUUCUUAAAGCAGUAGCCUUUGACGAUGAUAAAGAGAUGAAAAGGAAAGAACGCUGAAGAUUAUGGGUGCAUGAAAUCAACAUGUCCAGAGAGUGUAAAGAUAAGUUUAAUAAUUUGUAUCAUCUGUUGAGGGAAGAUGAAGAAAGAUUCUACAGGGCAUUUAGGAUGAAUUCUGAGUUUUUUGACAAGCUGCUAGAGAAGAUAAAAAACGACAUUACAAAACUGAACACAAACUUCAGAAGUAGCAUUGAUCCAAUUCGGCGUCUUGCAGUAGCUUUGACGUACAUCUUCUGUUAAUCAGUACAGUACAGUACGUUGUCGAGAGCGGUCGUGUUUCCGGAGAGUUAAUAGAAAUGGGUUGCUACCUGGAGGACUAUCUAGCUCGUGUGGGCAACUGGGCUGCAAGGACUCCCUGGCGCCAUGCCCAAGGCCGGGAGGUGAACGGACAAGCAAGAAGCUACAUAGGCAACAUGCUUCUAUGCGCAGCGGCUCUAGCCAUAGUAUUAGUAAUCGGCGGUGUGGAGCAAAACCCUGGUCCUGUUGUGGAUGCUGAGAACAUUCUACAAGCAUUGUGUAGCGGGUGUGAGAGGAACCUGAAAUCGGGAACACAGUGCGACACAUGUGGACGCUGGUUUCACAACAGCUGUGGCAAUGUAAAGGCCCAAAUGGCAGAGAGCGGGAAGUGGAGAUGUGAGAGGUGCAGGUGGGGCAGGCUUCGACAACUGGAGGAGAAACUGGAGAAUGCAAUGAAGCAGAUUGAAGAACUUAAACGGAAGAACAGUGCGCUGGAAAAUCAGUUACGAGGAGCGGUUGCCAGGGGUGAUACGGUGCAGAGACAACAAGAUGCUGAGUGCUUAGUGUUGGGUGACUCCAUUAUACGCAAUGUGGAAGCUGAACAUAUGAGGGUACAGUGUUUUCCGGGAAUUAGAACUGAGCAACUGCAGCGAGUCAUAGACAACAGAGAUCUAGGGGCCCCUGAUACUGUCGUAAUUCAUGUAGGCACUAACGAUCUAAGACGAACUGGAAAUCUGGAUUAUGUGAUGGGUGAUGUAUAUGCUCUGGUGAAGAAGGCUAAGACUAAGUUUCCUCAAGCCACUUUAGUUCUGAGUGGCGUACUUAGGCGCAGAGACGUGUCGUGGUGGCGUAUUGGAGCACUAAACGAGAGAUAUGACUGGGUAGCGAGGUCACUAGGAGUUACAUUUGUGGACCCAAACAGUUGGAUUGAGGACUGGGACUUCGGCAGGGAUGGACUACACAUAAACAGUAGCGGAGCGAGGAAACUAGGCCAGCUGUAUUCCAGAGUGUGUGAUUUCGGUGGCCGAGUGCAAAAUCGGAACAAGUGACUGCUGCUGAGGGUUAACAAUGAGGGAACGCCUGGAGGGAUGACGAACACGAUUACCGAGGAUCCGACGCUAACCGGGGCGGCGACAAGGAGACAGGAAAACACAAAUGAUGGAUGUGUAGCUACGGGAGGGGCAUAGAAGAUAGAGGGCAAUUCUUUGGUUUUGCUUCAUGUAAAUUGCAGGAGUAUUCAUAAUAAAUCUUUAGAAUGUUGGAAUUUAAUUGAUACGUAUAAUCCCGAUUUUAUAAUAGGUACGGAGUCAUGGCUCAGACAGGAAAUUAGCAAUGCCGAAGUUUUUAGGGACGAGUACACAACUUUCAGGAGAGAUAGGAAUACUCGAGGUGGUGGAGUGUUUAUUUGUGUAAAGAAUUACAUUGCUUGCGUGGAACUAUGGGUGGACGAGGAUUUCAAAAUGAUUACAGUUGAAGUGAAUGGCAGAGACCCUAAAUAUACAUGGGAAAUUGUAGACAUCUACAGAGCUCCGAAUGAGGAUAUGCGGGUUAUAGAAAGACUGGCAGCCCGAGCCGAUUCUUUAGGAAAUUUUACAAAGCGUAGCAUUAUUGCAGGAGACUUAAACUUGCCCUACGCCGAUUGGAAUGGAAACGUGCAAUGCAUUAGUGGAGGUCAGGAAUCUGUAAAAAGAUUGGGGUGGAAAAGUGGGUACACGCAGGUAGUAAACAACUCGACACGAGGGGAUGCAUUGCUGGAUGUAUACUUAGUCCGCCCGGAAAACCUGUUUACCUCUUGCAGCGUUAUACAAGGGAUCAGUGACCAUUGUGGGGUGUUAUUAGAAGUAGAAUGGAAAGAAAUAUACUGUCGACCAGAAGUAGAAAGACUGGUACCGGUGUACCACAAAGCAGAUACCAUAGGUCUACAAACUUUUCUCCGGGAUAAAUUUUCAAUAUGGGUAAGCAAUGGUGGAUGCGUUGAGGAAGUAUGGAAUAAUUUCAAGAGCAUAAUACUUCAGUGUAUCGAAAGAUUUAUUCCACAUAGAAUACUCAGAAAAAAUUCAGACCCUGACUACUAAAAUAAGGAAAUGAAAAAAUUAAAAUUAAAGUUCAGAAAAGCAUAUAAUAGAAGAAAAUUAGGGCAGCAGUAUCGAGAGGAACUGAAGCGAUCAUCCAAGCAGUUGUUAUUAGCGAAGCAAAAUGCGCAGGAAUUUUUUUAAGGACUGUAUUAAAAAAAGAAGGUAACUGCUAGACUGAGUUCUAUAAGUAUGUAAAAGGACGCAAAGGAAAUAGGGAAAAUAUUCCUGCAAUCAAAGAUGUUAAUGGACGACUCGUUACUGAUUCGAUAGAAAAGGCUAACUUCCUCAACUUAUAUUAUUCUUCCAUAUUCAGCAGUGAGCGUAGCAUCCCGCAAAUACAGC